AGCCUCUCGCUCUCCCGCCGACGCGCACGUCCUCCGCGCCGAGCCCAGAGGCAGACAGAGGACGCGGCCAUGGCGUCCAUCCCGUGCACCUUCCAGCUGAGCACGGCGGCGUCGAGGAGGGUGUCGCCGCGGGUGGCGGCGCAGGGGAGAGGCCAAGGAGGAGGGGGAGCGGUGCUGAGGACGCCGCUGCUGGGCGCGGGGAGGCGGGGCCUGGGGUGGCUGCGGCCGUCGCGGUUGAGCCGCGUGGUGCCGGCGAGCGAGAGCGGGCGGGCGGGUCCCACCUGCUGGUUCAAGUUCGGCAACAAGGACGCCGAGGGUGCCGGCAUCUACGGCAGCCAGGCCAGGGACGACUUCGACCGCGACGACGUCGAGCAGUACUUCAACUACAUGGGGAUGCUGGCGGUGGAGGGCACCUACGACAAGAUGGAGGCGCUGCUGAACCAGGACAUCCACCCCGUGGACAUCCUCCUCAUGCUGGCAGCCUCCGAGGGCGACCGCCCCAAGAUCGAGGAGCUGCUCCGCGCCGGCGCCAGGUUCGACGUCAAGGACGUCGACGGCCGGACGGCGCUCGACCGGGCCACCGACGAGACCAGAGAGUUCAUCCUCGGCUUCGCCGCCAAGAAGGCCUGAACGACCAUGUGCAGGUCAAUCGUGCCCGGUUCUUCUGGACAUUUGGCUGCAUGUAACUAAAUUCUUCGUUUUCUGGAAUCGGUGGAGUGUUCAACCGGGGGUGAACAAGCUGUUUGCAGAGGUAGCUUUCCGUAGUCAGCUGUAUUCUUACUGAAGACUGAGGGGUGUACUGCGACCUGCCAAAUUGCUCAAUAAGGUCAUGCUUCGUUAA
Zea mays is the source of this 841-nucleotide messenger RNA. Its product is annotated as Protein LHCP TRANSproteinATION DEFECT. NCBI's taxonomy places the organism in Eukaryota, Viridiplantae, Streptophyta, Magnoliopsida, Poales, Poaceae. Gene Ontology annotation, cellular component: chloroplast stroma; chloroplast envelope. Gene Ontology annotation, biological process: intracellular protein transport; granum assembly. The record is from RefSeq and is marked validated.